AUUGUUGUAGAGAUAAGCUGCCGUUAGAUAAUAAUGUUACAUCAAAUAAUAAAAAUAUCAAACCUGUCAACAAGCCGGUUUGGCUUGCAAAAUCAAAAAAAAAUUAUAAAAAAAAAAAAAAAGACAAAAGAAAACCCAAUAUCUUACCGCACUUCUUAGCCAUUCGAAAAAGGGAAUUAGCAUCAGAUAGAAAUUGAGCUUAGUGAUGUGUGGUGGAAGGCAGGUGGCACCAAGCCAACAAAAACCACAGUCUUUAAACUGAUGAUGGUAUAUUUUUGUUUGUGCAAUUAUGGUAAUGUCAUUGUUUGAAAGAAAGACUUGCACUUUUAUCAGAGAAGAUGCCUCGAGGGGAAAUCUUAAAGAGACACUUUUGUUUUUUCGUAAAUGAUUUAUCAUGUUGCCUGGAGUGUGUAGAGUAUAAAACUGGGAUUUGAAGUAAUGCUUUGCAGCAUUAAAUCAAAUGACUCAAAGGUAUCAGCAGUCUUUACAAGAUCCCCAUAUGGUAUCUACUUCAAUCAUGAAGAUUUUCAUGGUGUUUUUUACAGUUGUGUCCGUCGUGAACUCAGGAUUUGUACCACCGAUUCAGGAGCGUGGUUUCAUGCCUAUUAACCACCGAUGGCAAACUUCUUUAGAAGACAGCGGCUUAAGUGAUCUUAAUCAUUUCGAGCCCGAAACUCAAGAACACGAGUUUGGAGAUGGUUUAUCCGAUCUUCAUCUACAUGAGGAUCAUGGUCAUCAACAUUAUGAACAUUUUGAAGAUUCUGCAGAGGAACAUCAUCCAGUUUUCGAACCACAUAGUUUCCCAGAAGAAUAUGAACCUAAAAAGGAAAAAACUAUUCAUGUACAUGAGCAUCAUCAUCACUAUCAUCGCCACUACAAGACCCUUCCAGUGACGAUUAUUAAGAAAACCGUGACUUAUAAACAUGGAUAAUACCCAAGGACUUUG
Episyrphus balteatus (marmalade hoverfly) is the source of this 946-nucleotide messenger RNA. RefSeq names its product lateral signaling target protein 2 homolog. Lineage: Eukaryota; Metazoa; Arthropoda; Insecta; Diptera; Syrphidae. The transcript is spliced from 2 exons. Bases 461 to 931 code for a protein of 156 amino acids. The record is from RefSeq and is a predicted model, not a curated record.